This is a messenger RNA of Phaethon lepturus (White-tailed tropicbird), 1125 nucleotides long. RefSeq names its product monoacylglycerol O-acyltransferase 2 (gene MOGAT2). Gene Ontology annotation, cellular component: endoplasmic reticulum membrane. The transcript is spliced from 7 exons. Gene Ontology annotation, molecular function: diacylglycerol O-acyltransferase activity; 2-acylglycerol O-acyltransferase activity. Bases 1 to 1125 code for a protein of 374 amino acids. Gene Ontology annotation, biological process: triglyceride biosynthetic process; diacylglycerol biosynthetic process. The record is from RefSeq and is a predicted model, not a curated record. Lineage: Eukaryota; Metazoa; Chordata; Aves; Phaethontiformes; Phaethontidae.
AUGAAGUCCUGGGCAGUAGAGUCGGUGGUGGACCUGGUCUGGGGACCUGACAUGGCUUUCAAGAAGCAGCAAUACACCUCCGUGGCGAAUGUCUUCCCACUGGUCGUCCAGAAAGCCUUGGUGUUGUUAAGGACUGUGUCUGUGGCACUCAAAAAGAAUGGCACCAGGUACGAGCAGUGGUUCAUUCUGACCUUCUCCUUUCUACUUAUUUCACAGUGCUGCACAGCUGCCUUCAUCGCCCUCUUCUUCACGCGUUUUUGGCUGGUCAGUGCCCUCUAUGCUGCAUGGUGGUUCAUAGACAGGGAACAACCCAGCAAGGGUGGGAGGAAGAUCCAUGCCAUCCGGAACAGCAUCGUCUGGAGGUACAUGAGGGACUAUUUCCCCAUCAAGCUGGUGAAGACAGCGGAGCUGGACCCUAGGCAGAACUACCUGAUGGGAUUUCAUCCCCACGGGAUCCUGGCAGUGGGAGCCUUUAUCAAUUUCUGCACAGAGGCAUCAGGAUUUUCCACUCUUUUCCCGGGCAUCACCCCACACCUGAUGAUGCUCUCCCUGUGGUUUCGCAUCCCAUUCUUCAGGGAGUGCCUGAUGAGUGCAGGGCUUGUCUCCUCUGACAAGGAGAGCGCGUCCUACGUGCUGCAGAGGCCGGAGGGUGGGAACAUGUUGGCUAUCAUCGUUGGAGGGGCUCAGGAGGCGCUGGAUGCCCGGCCAGGAUCCUGCACCUUGCUCCUGAAGAAUAGAAAGGGAUUUGUCCGCCUGGCCAUCGAGCACGGCACCCCACUGGUCCCCAUCUUUUCCUUUGGGGAGAAUGACCUCUUUGAGCAGGUGAGAAACCCCAAGGGCUCCUGGCUGCGGCAGCUUCAGCACCGGCUCCAGCAGAUCAUGGGCAUCUCCCUUCCCCUCUUCCACGCGCGAGGCAUCUUCCAGUACAGCUUCGGGCUGGUACCCUACAGGCGGCCCAUCUGCACCGUGGUUGGGAAGCCAAUUCCAGUGCAGAGGAAGCACAGACCCUCCAAGGAAGAGGUUGAUCAAGUCCAUCAGAAAUACCUAAAUGAAUUGUGCAAGCUCUUUGAGGAGCACAAAGCUAAAUAUAACGUCCCAGAAGACAGACACCUGGAAUUUAUAUAG